Molecule: messenger RNA, 1614 nt
Organism: Vespa velutina
Lineage: Eukaryota; Metazoa; Arthropoda; Insecta; Hymenoptera; Vespidae
Product: RB-associated KRAB zinc finger protein-like
Exons: 1
Coding region: 1-1614 (537 amino acids)
Biological process (GO): regulation of DNA-templated transcription
Molecular function (GO): RNA polymerase II cis-regulatory region sequence-specific DNA binding; DNA-binding transcription factor activity, RNA polymerase II-specific
Source: RefSeq, a predicted model, not a curated record
AUGAGGGUAUGCAAAUGUUGCGUUUGUUAUCGAUUCUUCAAUAGCCGAUUACCAUUGAAACAACAUUUGCUUCUACGUUGUAUUAGGAUAAUGUUACCGAGAAACGAUCGUCCUCCUUCGAGUAAAGAUAUAAAAUGUCAUUCCAAUAUAAAGGGAAACAAGUGCAAGAGAUCUGCGUUAAAAAUCUUGCUACGAUCACAAUCGACGGAACAUCAAAACGAUCGAAAGGGAAGAGAAACGGAACAUCAAGAGAUUGAUGAUAGUAAUCGAGAAAAUCCAAAGGAAAAUUUACAUGUUAGUAACAUCGAGAAUCUGACAAAUCAAAUUAACGAAAGCAAAGAAAAUAUUGUCGGUGAUCUUGGAAAAAUAAAUGAUCAGCAAGAAGAUCAGACAGUCUCCGUUGAAUUAACGAACCCAUUGGAAUGUAAUAAUACGGAAGAUUCUCCUUCUAAAAAUAAUGAUUUGAUAGAAGAACCAAUACCGGUUACUCCGACGUAUACUGCCGGCGAAUUUACCAUUUCUAAUACUAACGAGGAUGAGCAAAUUGAUUUCAUUUUGCAUGGAAAUGUGAUACAAGUGGGUGAUAGUUAUAAUAAUGAGUCUAUACCGGAAAUAGAUGCUACAGUAAAUAAGAAGAAAUAUCCAUUUUCGAUUUGUGAGACGCAGUUCCAAAAACCAGAAAAUUUGUUUCAACACGUACGUACCUAUGAUUACUCCUUCAAUAAUUUCUGCGAAAUAUGUGGAUUAUUCUUUUCAAGUAAAAAGAUAUUGAGGACUCACAAUAAUACUGCUCACAAUUUUGCCAUCUGUAGUUGGUACACAUUGCAUUGUCAAUUUUGUAAUCAACGCUUUCGUACUGAAAAUAAUCUUCGAAUACACGAAUUGCAUUAUCAUACAAGUGCAAUAAGUGUAAACAACAUAACAUUGACGGAGAUUUUGAAAGUUCUCAACGGUGGCACUAGUCCAUCCUUACCAACGGUUUGCGAUAUUUGUGGCCUAUGUUUUAAUACCUAUAAACGUUAUGAGUUGCAUUCAAUGUAUUUUUAUGAAGAUCAUAUAUUCCAAUGUACGUUUUGUGUUAAUAUAUUCCACGGAUUGAACAUGAUACAUCAUCAUAACAAACUGUUCCAUUAUCCUAGAAAUAGUUCAACAUCUUAUAAAUAUAAAUGUUCGAUUUGUUGCGAAGAUUUUGCUAUUGAAUCAUAUUUUCUUGCACAUAAAUUGCACGUGCAUUCGAAUAAAGAACAUGUAGAAUCAUCGAUUUCGAAUCUCUCAUUGAUUCCUAUGCAUUAUAAUAAAAUGAGUAAGUCCUACCUAUGUUCCAAAUGUAAUAUUGAAUUCUAUAGCGUAGUCGAACUUUUAAUACACAUUGAAUACUAUUCUAAUCGUGGCAAUUAUCUGUGCUCAAAAUGUCCUAGAAAAUGUUGUACGUUGUCAAUAUUAAGCAAACAUAUUAAUUUAACUCAUAGCGAUAACGAAUUGAUAUUUGGACAUAAGUGUGGUAUUUGUGGCGAAAUUUUAUUGUCUGAUAUUUCGUUCUUGUUUCAUAAAAAUCACCUCCAUAUUGAUGACGUGGAAAAUCAGCAAGUCGUUUCCUCCUCUUAUAAAUCUUAG